This is a messenger RNA of Adineta steineri, 624 nucleotides long. NCBI's taxonomy places the organism in Eukaryota, Metazoa, Rotifera, Eurotatoria, Adinetida, Adinetidae. The record is from the annotation of a GenBank genome assembly.
AUGAGUUCUAUUCGUAUCUUAGCGUUUGGUGCAUCGUUAACUGAAGGUUACCAUUCAUUGGGUUAUGAAUUUCAUCCUUAUACAAUUCGUCUUUCUCAACUUCUUCGUUCAUCAUUUGAAACAGUUGAUAUCAAUAACGCAGGUGUAAGCGGUGAAGCUAUUUUAAGUGGAACAAUGUUACCACGACUUAAACAAUUAUUAUCAUCUGCAAAAAAUAAAUAUGAUUGGGUACUUAUUCUAGCUGGUACAAAUGAUACUGUACGCGAUCAACAAAAAGCCUCGAUUAUCUUUGAUACUUAUAAAUUAUUAAUUAAUGAAUGUCAUAAACAUGAAGCUCGAGUACUUGCCAUGACUUUACCAGAAGCAUUCUAUCCAAGAAAUUCUCCAUUCGAUGUAAAACGACAAGAAUUCAAUCGAUUAUUAAAAGAAGAAUUAAUAUCAAACAACAAUGAUAAUAAUAGUAAUAAUAUUGUAGUUCUUGAUGUUGAUAAACUUUUACCACAAUAUUCACUUUCAAAAAAUGAACGUCAACAGAUUUGGGAUGAUGAAUUACAUUUAACACCAAAAGGAUAUGAUCAAUUAGGACAAUUGAUCUUUGAUGUACUAAAACCUUACCUAACAUAG